CCCGCAGGGCGAACCCUAUAAAAUCCUGGGGAACUGGGUCCCUCCAGCCGCUCUCGGUUCAGUCCAACUUCAAGGUCAACAGGUCCUGCGCCAGGGGUCCUCUCCGGAGAGUAGCUUGCCAGCCAUGGCCCAGGAGCUGUACCACCCGGAGUUCUCCCGGGCGGGCAAGAAGGCGGGGCUGCAGGUCUGGAGGAUCGAGAAGCUGGAGCUGGUGCCGGUGCCCCGGAGCGCUUACGGCGACUUCUACGUCGGGGAUGCGUACCUGGUGCUGCACACGAGCAAGGCGUGCCGCGGCUUCACCUACCGCCUGCACUUCUGGCUGGGAAGGGAGUGUUCUCAGGAUGAAAGCACAGCAGCUGCCAUCUUUACUGUGCAGAUGGAUGACUAUUUGGGUGGCAAACCAGUGCAGAAUAGAGAACUUCAAGGCUAUGAAUCUACUGAUUUUGUUGGCUAUUUCAAAGGAGGUCUGAAAUAUAAGGCCGGAGGUGUGGCAUCUGGACUAAAUCACGUUCUCACCAACGACCUGACCGCCCAGAGGCUCCUGCACGUGAAGGGUCGGAGAGUGGUCAGGGCCACGGAAGUUCCCCUGAGCUGGCACAGUUUCAACCAGGGCGACUGCUUCAUCAUUGACCUUGGCACUGAAAUUUACCAGUGGUGUGGUUCCUCAUGCAACAAAUAUGAGCGCCUGAAGGCCAGCCAGGUGGCCAUUGGCAUUCGGGACAAUGAAAGAAACGGAAGAUCUCAACUAAUUGUGGUGGAAGAAGGAAAUGAGCCAUCAGAGCUUAUAAAGGUUUUAGGGAAAAAGCCAGCGCUUAGCCAUGGAGAUGAUGACGAUGACACCAUAGCAGACAUAACUAACAGGAAAAUGGCUAAACUCUAUAUGGUUUCAGAUGCCAGUGGGUCCAUGAGGGUGACCCUGGUGGCAGAGGAAAACCCCUUCUCCAUGGCCAUGCUGCUUUCUGAGGAGUGCUUUAUUUUGGACCACGGCGCUGCAAAGAAGAUUUUCGUAUGGAAAGGUAAAGAUGCUAAUCCCCGGGAAAGAAAGGCUGCAAUGAAGACAGCUGAACUAUUCCUAGAUCAAAUGAACUAUUCCACCAAAACCCAAAUUCAAGUUCUUCCAGAAGGAGGUGAAACACCAAUCUUCAAACAGUUCUUUAAGGAUUGGAGAGAUAAAGAUCAGAGUGACGGCUUCGGGAAAGUGUAUGUCACAGAGAAAGUGGCCCAAGUAAAACAAAUUCCAUUUGAUGCCUCAAAGUUGCACAGUUCUCCACAAAUGGCAGCCCAGCACAAUAUGGUGGAUGAUGGCUCUGGCAAAGUGCAGAUUUGGCGUGUGGAAAGCAGCGGUAGGAUCGAAAUUAACCAAAAUUCAUACGGUGAAUUCUACGGUGGUGACUGCUACAUUAUACUCUACACGUAUCCCAGAGGACAGAUUAUCUACACAUGGCAAGGAGCCAAUGCCACGAGAGAUGAGCUGACGACAUCUGCAUUCCUGACUGUUCAGUUGGACAGAUCCCUGGGAGGACGUGCUGUGCAGAUUCGAGUCUCCCAGGGCAAAGAACCUGCUCACCUGCUGAGUUUGUUCAAAGACAAACCGCUCAUUAUUUACAAGGAUGGAACAUCAAAGAACGGAGGGCAGGCACCUGCUGCCCCCACGCGUCUCUUUCAAGUCCGGAGAAACCUGGCAUCCAUCACCAGGAUCGUGGAGGUAGAUGUGGAUGCAAAUUCGUUGAAUUCCAACGAUGUUUUUGUCCUGAAACUGCGACACAAUAAUGGCUACAUCUGGGUAGGAAAAGGUGCCAGCCAGGCGGAGGAGAAGGGGGCGGAGCACGUGGCCAGUGUGCUCAGAUGCAAAACCACACGGAUUAAGGAGGGAGAGGAGCCAGAGGAGUUCUGGAAUUCCCUCGGAGGGAGAAAGCACUACCAGACCUCUCCCCUGCUUGAGAGCCAGGCUGAAGACCACCCGCCUCGGCUGUACGCCUGCUCCAACAAAACCGGAAGGUUCAUUAUUGAAGAGGUCCCAGGAGAGUUCACCCAGGAUGAUUUAGCAGAAGAUGAUGUCAUGCUGUUAGAUGCUUGGGAACAGAUUUUUAUUUGGAUUGGCAAAGAUGCCAAUGAAGUUGAGAAGACAGAAUCUCUGAAGUCUGCCAAAAUGUACCUUGAGACAGACCCUUCUGGAAGAGACAGGAGGACGCCAAUUAUCAUAAUAAAACAGGGCUAUGAGCCACCCACAUUCACAGGCUGGUUUCUUGGCUGGGAUUCCAGCAGGUGGUAAACUGGCUUUUGGAGGAAUAAGCAAACAAACACUAUGGCUGUCCCAUUGCUGUUGGGGUUGGGGGAGGGCGGUUGUUUAUUUGACUUUAGAAAAUUAACCUCAGCUAUAUGGCUAUUUUUUAAUGCCUAGGAUUGGUUUGAAAUUCUUUUUAAACUGGAAUUUUCUGAUGUCAAUAGAUAACCAAAACUAAACUUUUGUUAUGGACCACUACUGGCUCUGCUUGAAACUGAUUUAUGUAUUUUUAUAUGAUGUAUAAAGGUGAAAAGCUAGGCACAAGCUAGGGGAGUUUGUCGGAAAAUUUUAGUAUUCAGGAGCCAUUAGCCAAACUUGUUCUUUAACGUGCCAGAGAAGACAGCCAUAAUGUUUCUUAGGUUCUUCUCCUUUCUAUGUCUUCAAACAAGGACUAUAUUUGCAAUAAAGUUUAUGUUAUUAUGGCUUUAAAAGUUUGUUUUCCUUUUUUAGCCAAUGUGAUUUUGAUGCCAUUAACUCCUAAGUGUCAUUUUCCGAGAGAAACUUCACCUCUUUUGCCUUUUUAAAAGCCUUUGAAAGCACAGCUCUUUCAUGACAAAACAAUUUGUAUUCUGUUCCAUAUAUACAUAUAUAUACAUAUAUAUACAUAUAUAUAUUUGAAAGUACAUGUUUAUCAUACCCAAAAAAUAUGUACAAAAGCACUUCACUGAUACAGUCUUCCAUCAUUAAAAUACAUCUUUUUGAAAAAGUA
Messenger RNA from Myotis daubentonii (Daubenton's bat), 2993 nucleotides. RefSeq names its product scinderin (gene SCIN). Gene Ontology annotation, molecular function: actin filament binding; phosphatidylinositol-4,5-bisphosphate binding. Gene Ontology annotation, biological process: cell projection assembly; barbed-end actin filament capping; actin filament severing. NCBI's taxonomy places the organism in Eukaryota, Metazoa, Chordata, Mammalia, Chiroptera, Vespertilionidae. The record is from RefSeq and is a predicted model, not a curated record. Gene Ontology annotation, cellular component: cytoplasm; actin cytoskeleton.